AUGAAUCUGAGAUCUCGUCUACAGCGUUCCCAUUCAUGGAGGAAAAAGGAUUUUCACAAAGCUAAAGUUUGCUUCGCUGACAAUUUGGAAACGGUACACGAGGUACCAUACAACUACGACAUGUACAACAAAACGAACGGUCGCCUUAAACUACCCGACAUUGAUGUCCACAAAUACACGCCGCUAAUUUGUAGAGAUCCUUAUGCGAAGCCUUCCAAAAGGAAACACGAAAAAUUCGCGGACAUGUUUGUAAGCGAUACUAUGAAACUUCCACUGAUAAAGUUGAAAAAAACAGACCACGAUUUUGAUAAAAUUUAUCCAAAGACUAAGGAAGCCACGGAGAUAUCAAACGAGCCAUCAUUCCCGAAGGCAAAUAGCAAGACUUCAGAAAAAUUUCAAGCAGCUAAUACACUGCAUUUCAGAUAUAGCGACUUCAUGCUGAGAAAAAUGGAUAGAAGUGCAUCUUCCAAAGAUAGAAUGUGCUUUGUAAAUUAA
Molecule: messenger RNA, 495 nt
Organism: Pocillopora meandrina
Lineage: Eukaryota; Metazoa; Cnidaria; Anthozoa; Scleractinia; Pocilloporidae
Source: the annotation of a GenBank genome assembly